Molecule: messenger RNA, 3163 nt
Organism: Lytechinus pictus (painted urchin)
Lineage: Eukaryota; Metazoa; Echinodermata; Echinoidea; Temnopleuroida; Toxopneustidae
Product: L-threonine dehydratase catabolic TdcB-like
Exons: 7
Coding region: 214-1200 (328 amino acids)
Biological process (GO): L-threonine catabolic process; L-serine catabolic process
Molecular function (GO): threonine deaminase activity; L-serine ammonia-lyase activity
Source: RefSeq, a predicted model, not a curated record
AUUCCUAUCUGUAAGUAUACAGUCAUUAUAUAUUCAGUGAUCUCAGACAUAAUUCAGUAAUAUGGAAUUGUGGAUUGUCGUUAUAAAGGACUUGCUUUUAAAAUAGACAGUGCACGAUCCAGUUCAGAAAGAAGUUGUUUAUCCUUUUGAAACAAGAUACCUGUCGCACAUGAUUUAUAAGCUUGCCUUGGUCGACCUGUGAAUAGGUCCAACAUGCAGAAGUAUAAUCCAGACUCUCCUUUGGCAACCCUAGAAGAUAUUCAGAAAGCCACCAAGGUCGUGCAAGAGAGCGCCCUCUGCGUUCGAACUCCAUUGGUACACAAUGCUCAAGAAUGGCUUAGACUUGAUCUAGCAUGCAACCUGAGUCUUAAGCUUGAAAAUACACAAACAACAGGGUCAUUCAAGGUUAGAGGUCUUGCAAAUCAAGUGGCUCACAUCCCCGAAUCUGUGCAACAGGAAAUCAUUACAAUGUCAGCAGGGAAUUAUGGGAAGGCGUUCUCAUAUGCGAUGAAACAAAGGGGCCUGAAGUCAAGAGUCCUCAUGCCUGAGACUGCGCCGAGGGUCAGGGAAGAAAUUAUGAGGAGUUAUGGAACAGAAGUUGAGCGCGUUCCCACCAGAGAACUCCAGCCUCGUGUUGAUGGUUACGUAACAAAUGAAGGCAUGCAUUAUCUUCACCCAUUUGAUGAUUUUAAUUUGAUCUGUGGGCAUGGAAGCGUGGGUUUAGAGAUCCUUGAAGACAUUCCAGAUCCCGAUGUGAUCGUUGUAUGCUGCGGGGGAGGAGGUCUACUGGCUGGAAUAGCCGCUGCUGUGAAACGUUCAGGCAAAUCUCACACAAGGAUCUAUGGGGUCGAACCGGAACAAGCUUGUUGCAUGUUCAAGAGCAAACAAUCUGGUAAACCAGUCACAGAUCCAAAUGUACACUCUAUCGCUUCGGGAUUAUCUCCUCCGUUCGCAGGUUCGAAUGCCUUCCGCCACGUCGAAGAGUUCGUCGAAGACAUCCUUCUGUUGAGCGAGGAAGAGAUAAUCACCGCAGUCACUCAUCUCUACCAGGCCGGAUUGGUUGUGGAACCGGCAGGUGCUGCAGCCUUCGGAGCGGUUCUAUUCGGCAAGGUACCCGAUGUGGUGGACAAGAAGGUUGUAGCUGUCGUCACUGGUGGGAACGUCUCCCCGCAAGAACUCUGCAAUAUCAUCAAGAACUAACCUACCAAGCCCAUUAACCCACUGCCUAGUGGAUUUAGAUAGUCCCCGUACAAAGUCUAUGGGAAUUAUAGAAUUCAGUAGUCAAUGGGUUAAUCAGUUAGAUGGCUUCUGCAAUAUCAUCAAGACCUGAUUAUGCAAUAUACCAUUUACCAAGUCCACUAACCCAGUGCCUACUGGAUUAGAUGAUCCACGUGCAAAGUCUACGGGAAUUACAGAAUUCAGCAGUUAUAUGUUAAUCAGUCAGAUCCUGGUCAGAUGGCUUCUGCAAUAUCAUCAAGACCUGAUCUUGACAUGCAAUCUACCAUUUGACAAGUCCAUUAACUCACUGCCUGCUGGAUUAGAUGAUCUCCCGUGCAAAGUCUAUGGGAAUUAUAGAAUUCAGCAGCCAACAGGUUAAUGAGUCAGUUGCCCUCUAAAUAGGGGUCAUGGAAGGGGCGGGUCUGAGAGGGCCACCGGCCCGAAAUGGUCCCUAUAAAAGAACUGAUUUGUUUAAAAUGAAAAACAUUGAUGGAAAAUGGGAAAAGGUGGAGAACAGGAAAGAGAUACCAGGGUCAUGCAAGUCAAGGUGACGUCAGGGUAUUUUGAUAUUGGACAAGAGGGCCUGGUAGUGACUCAUGGUGAGAGGGGUAAACAAGAAAAUAAUUAAAUGGGAAUAAAAUAUGGAUAAGGGGGAAAACAAAUAGACAUAGAAGAGGGAGAGAGAUAUUUGGUCCUACACUGUUAGAAAAUUAACAGGAAAGAGAUACCAGGGUCAUGCAAGUCAAGGUGACGUCAGGGUAUUUUGAUAUUGGACAAGAGGGCCUGGUAGUGACGUCAUGGUGAGAGGGGUUAACAAGAAAAUAAUUAAAUGGGAAUAAAAUAUGGAUAAGGGGGAAAACAAAUAGACAUAGAAGAGGGAGAGAGAUAUUUGGUCCUACACUGUUAGAAAAUUUAUCCUUAAAACAAAAGAAGUUCCUGCAGCAGAGUCUCGAGAACACCUGUAACCUUACGCAAUCUUAAAUUAUAUCAUGUAAAAUUACAGGAAAUCGGUAUUUGGUGUAUGUAACUUUACACAUUUCCUUAAAUAAAAAAACCCUUUUCCCCUUUUUAAACAGACCUGUUCUGUUAAAUUGCAGAAAAAUUCCUGUUUUAUGAAUUUACAGAAUGAUUCUGUUAUUGCUUUCUGCAAAAUCUUCUUUUUUCUGUAAAAUCAGGUGUUUUUAACAGUGAAAAAAAUGUAAAAACCAACCUUUGGUUAAUUUUAAGACCCCCCCACAAAAGACCCUCACGUCAACACUGACCCCCCCCCCCCCCUAUUUGCCAUCUUGUGCUAAUAAAAUACCUCAGAGCAAGCAACAACUUUCAAAUUCUAUUUUUUUUUUGUGUUACAUUCUUGAUAUACAAUACAUGCAUGUGUAAUUUUGAAUAGAUAUAUAUUUUCAAUGAAAUACAAAUGAAUGUGCUUCCUUCUUUUUUUCCCUGAAGGGUCUGUUCAGUCCUUACCGGAUUCCAUUUUGUUGUAAUGCAGGGCCCUGGGAAUGAUUUUUUAUUCUGGGGGUGCUGAUGUAAAUUUGAAAAGCAAAAAAAAGAGAGGUUUCCGCUACGAAAUGCAGAUCAAAUUGGUCCCGAGAAAUUUGAACAGCAAAAAAAAAAAAAGUUUCACUACAGAAUGAGUGACGGUAUUUUUGUAACAUUGUUCCACAGAGCUAUUACAAUAGCAAUUGUAAUAGCUCUAUGAUUGUUCCAUCUUUACACAUCUUCCACAAUACCUGAGUGUGCUGCCUAUGGAGAAUGAUACACGCAGCAUCUCUCCAGAAUUUUUUUUUUUGGGUACUCCCGAUUCCCAUGCCGUGUUGUAAAGUGCAAUUUUGUCUAAUGAUUUAUAAGAUUAUGUGAAUUGUCUGAUAGUAUGAUAAUUAUGUAAGAAAUACUGAGUAUCAUUGUAAAUAUAUAUAAUAAAUUGAAACAGAUAAAAGGAAAUGGG